This is a messenger RNA of Pleuronectes platessa (European plaice), 2056 nucleotides long. RefSeq lists its product as uncharacterized. The transcript is spliced from 7 exons. Bases 179 to 1660 code for a protein of 493 amino acids. NCBI's taxonomy places the organism in Eukaryota, Metazoa, Chordata, Actinopteri, Pleuronectiformes, Pleuronectidae. The record is from RefSeq and is a predicted model, not a curated record.
ACAGAGGUUAACUGCACGCCACCAUUGGCCUGUGUUUGCAAGGAGAAGUGAGACAGUUCACCUCAUUUCCUGACACCGUCAAACCAAACCCUUUAGAAUUUCCUGUCAGUGUGAAAAACAACCGUUCAGCUGCUCAUUGAAUUAUUUGUGUUGAGUUCACAGUUUUUUAAAGUUCAAGAUGAAAGAGGACUACAUGGAGCAAUUUCUAAUUCUACUUGUGAUGUUGGCAGCUGUAUCUCACGUUGCUGAGACAAAAUUUAGUGUCACCCAGAACACGUCUCUGUACUCUCUUACCCCUGGAGGACAUGUGUCCAUCCAAAUAAUCAACAACGCAAGCGGCCAUCAGGUGGUGUGCAAGAAACAGCUUCCGACUAGGCCUGUGAAUGUGUUCACCCUGUGGAGAGGAAAGGUGACCAUAUAUGAAGGCUUUAGAAACCGGACCCAGUUCUUCAUUAACAACGGGACGUUAGAGUUCACAAACGUGGCGAAGAACGACUCAGGCCAAUACAUCAUGGAGGCUUUUGAUUCGAAUGGGGUACUCGUUGGAAGCUUAAAGUUUCAACUGGAUGUUCAAGAGCAAAAGUGGUCCUCCAUCCUGAUUCCGGCCUCUGUUGGGGCGGCUGCUGUGCUCCUGCUGUUACUGGUUGUGUUGGUUUGUUUCUGUGUGUGCAAGCGGAGGAAGACAUCAGAUGACAAUUGUUUACAAUCUAUUUUCAAAAACUCUACAUGUGUGGAAACCAAAUGUGAUGUCAGACAGAAGGAUGGAGCUCAGUGUUACGGAGCUUUGGGAGGAGCUGUGGACCUGCAGCUGAUGGAUCGUACACCAGAAAGAUUGACCAUUUAUAAGAACUACGCAAAGAUAUUAAUCUGGAGUUAUAAUACAAUUCGUGUGAAUAUAAAUCCAGACAAAUACUCCUUUACUCCUAGUGAUGGAAUGCUUAGGAUCGAUAACCUGAUAAGAUCCGACACAGAUGAAUAUAGACUUCAAAUACGUAGUUCAGAUGGAGCUCUUUUAGAGAAGUGGACUCUACAGUUGUCUAUCCAAGCUCCUGUGUCGUCUGUCCGACUGGUCACUGAGUGUCUGUCCCAGGGAGAGAUGAGGGUGUCCUGCUCCUCUGAGGGAGGGGACAGUCCUCAGUACAGCUGGAGUCUGGAUGGACACACACUGACAGAAGACAAGCUGCUCUCUGGAAAUCACGAGACUGACAACAUCACUCUGAGACAGUACGUCGAGGGAGUUCUGGUCUGCUCAGUCAAAAACCACGUCAGUCAUUUUGAGAAGUACCAGAGAAUAUCUACCUGUGUCUUCAUCAACUGCACUGCACCUAAUGAGACACUCAUAACACAGUGGGUGUUUGCAGCCAAUAACACACUGUGCGUUGAGCCGACCUCAGACACGACUGUGGGUAAGAAGACUGCUGUCAUAGUGUCACUUAAACCUUCCAUUAGUAUCACAUCCUCCAAUCAAACUGUGACCUCCUCCUUCAGAGAUGAGCCCUGGUUCAUUAAUCCCUCCCUCAUAUGUGGACUGCAAACAGCUGUGGCAGCUCUGUUGUUCAUUGGGAUCGCCGCCUAUUUUGCUUGGAGGAAAAAUAAAUCCAAGAGAGCUGAGGGCUCUGCCGUGCCACAAGAGAGGGAGGAUCCAGAGACCUCUGUUUAGAUGGUUGAAAAGAGAAGUUCUGCUCUUGAACCCAAAACUUCCUCAAAAUGACAUUUUGCUUCGCCUCGCUUGCUGUAAUGGCUCAAUUUCUUUGUGGGUGUAAAAAUAAUUUCUUAUCGUGUCGACAGCUGCUCUACACUUGUGUAUUUUCAGCGCGAGGAAGUAUCAGCAGCAGUGAUCACAGAACAAAGAACAUAUUUAUGGUAAAUGAACAAAGGCAUUUUUAAUGUUUUAAGGAUUUUCGUGUUUGAAAAUCUGUUCAUACUAAAUCAUAAAAUGUGUCACUAUUUGUAGAGGGCUUCAUAUUAGCUGUACAACUGAGAGUGAUGCCAUUUGAAAGUGACCGUUUUAUCAUUUUUACAUAUUAUUGCAUUAAUUAAAAACAUUGCAUAUCAA